Molecule: messenger RNA, 1018 nt
Organism: Durusdinium trenchii
Lineage: Eukaryota; Dinophyceae; Suessiales; Symbiodiniaceae
Source: the annotation of a GenBank genome assembly
GAAGAUUUCUGGGACUGUUUUUUGAUUGCAUGGAUCGCCAUUGAAUAGUUGAACACAAGUUGUUCAGCGAUCUGAGCUCUGCUUACGCAUGAGUUUCUUGCACCAACAUAGUCAAGAUUUGAACCCAGUCGUGCACCACCCCCGACACCUCGUCGUGCACUGGAAAACCUCCACGUGAUUAGCAUAACAAGGGCUUACCAACAUAUAACUAGUCCGUCCACCGCCCAGUUGCUGCCCAGUUGGCAGGUCAAUGAUCGUGGUGCUGCUGGGACAUUGGGUCUUUCUGAAGGAGGUCAGCGUGACCCAAACCAUCCCCAAGAUGGACCACCUCGCUUGUUUCCUGCCUGGGACAUUGGCGCUGGACGUUUUCCACUAUGCCACGGAGCACUUUGGGCCACGGGCAGUGCAGCCUCAUUUGUUGGAAAAGGGCCGGGCUUCCGAACUCACUUUGGCGCACAAGCUCAUGCAAUCCUGCGUGCACAUGUACUUCCGGACCUCUUCAGACCUUGCGCCAGAGAUCGUCCGCUUCAAUGCGCGUGGUUUGCUGGAUGACCAGGGCUCCACGCACAACAUUUUGCGACCCGAAACUGUGGAAAGCCUUUAUAUGAUGUGGCGGACGACCAAGCUGCAGAUCUACAGGAAUUGGGGCCAAAGACUGCUGUCUGCAUUCUACCGCUUGAAGACCCCGUACGGCUUUGGUGGCCUUCGCAAUGUGAACCGGCCUAGCUCCAAGCGCGAUGACAUGCCAUCCUUCUUUAUGGCUGAAACUCUCAAGUAUUUGUUCUUGUUGUUCUCCUCAGAUUCUGCACUUCCUUUGGAUCACUUUGUGCUCAAUACAGAGGCCCAUCCGGUGCCGGUGCUGCACACUUUGCUGGCCUUGGGAGUCAAGUGGCCCUGCCCUCGCGGCACCCCGCCAAGCGGGGGUCCCAGGACGGAGCCGUCCGAAGAGCUGCUCACAGCUUUGCAGGUUCUCUCUCAGCUUUUGGAUGAUGGACAAAAAGGGCGUUCCAGAGUCUAG